Molecule: messenger RNA, 1553 nt
Organism: Tarenaya hassleriana
Lineage: Eukaryota; Viridiplantae; Streptophyta; Magnoliopsida; Brassicales; Cleomaceae
Exons: 6
Coding region: 1-1542 (513 amino acids)
Biological process (GO): positive regulation of transcription by RNA polymerase II
Cellular component (GO): MLL1 complex; Ino80 complex; NSL complex
Molecular function (GO): protein binding; G-quadruplex RNA binding
Source: RefSeq, a predicted model, not a curated record
AUGGAUUUCUUGCAGUCGGGUUGCGAUAACGAAGAACUCGGGAGUGGUCUUCCACUGAAUCUUUCUUUUGUUGGGAAUAAUGACUUUUUCCUUGAUGAUCAAAUGGUGAAUCAUCCUUUUCAGGUUGGUGAAGUCGCAGAACAGAUUGAGAAUCCUUGUCCGGGUUUCGGACAUGACCAAGUGUAUGUUCCGCUGCUUCCAGUGUCUGGACCCGUUCCCCUGGUUGAUGAUCAGCAACAGUCACUUUAUCUUCUUGAUAUUGACACCGAAGAAGCAAUCGAUGAUAAGAUAACUGAGGCAUCAGAAUGUGUUAUGCAAACGGUAGAGCCUGAAGAUCCUACAUUAGACAUUGAUCCUUACAUCAAAGAGCUAACGAAAUCUCUUCUCGACGACGACGAGGAAGACCCUUUGAAGGGAAACGACAGUAAUCAACAAAACACAGCUCCUACGACAGAACAUGUAGCUCGGGAAUGUCAGAAAGAUGCUGUGUCUGGUUGUGGAGUGCAUAACAAUGAUCUUUCAACGAAACAUGAUUGGAAUCUGAAUCCAGAAUAUUGCGACGGUGUUGUUGUAUGCUCGAUAAACCGGGAAUCUGAUGAGAUUCCGGAGAAUGAUCAUGUUCCUUCAGAACCGCAGAACCCUAAAGCUAGGAAAUCCUCUCAUACCUCUUCUGGAGAGAUCUUGGCUACUAAGAAACUUGGGAAGCCGUCUUUUCCUCCUCAAAGAGCAAAAUCCCGAGCCAAGAAUCUCGAGAUCAAUCCUACUAAUAAUGGCUCGAGUAAUAGAAAUGUAGAAUGCCUGAGAAUGGCGUGUAAGAGCACCGGGUUUCCUCCUUCCACCUUCCACGACAAGGUAACUAUGAUGGAGAAUCCUGCUGUUGCCAUAAAUCGUGACGAGAAAUUGGAAGAAGACCCUCUUCGAGAUCGCCAAACACAGAACGCAGUCAACGAUGCAAACGCUUCAGCCAUGGGACCGGAGGACGAUUCCGUUGAGAGCGAUGACGAUUACUUGCCUUGCUCUAUAAGUGUUGAGGCCAUGAUUCUCGAUAUGGAUCUUGCUCCUGCUGUUCAAGAUCUUUAUGAGUCGGAAGUUGCAAAAUAUCAGAAUGAAGACGUAAGAAGAGCGAUCAUACGCUUAGAGCAAAGCGCUCGCUCUCAUAUGGAACGAGAGCUCGUCUCUCGUGGAGCUCUCGCAAUCUUAUACGGAGAGAAUUCGAGAUAUUACAUCAAGAAACCCGAGGUAUUGCUCGGGAGAGCAACGGGAGAGUACCCGAUAGAUAUCGAUUUAGGAAAAUCGGGGACUAUAACAAAAGUGUCUCGACGACAGGCUCUGAUAAGCUUGAAGAAUGACGGAUCAUUCUACAUCAAGAAUCUCGGGAAAUUUCCGAUAUCUGUAAACGGCGAAGAAUUCGGAUACGGAACGGUUAAGAAGCUCAAGAACGAUGCCUUGAUCGAGAUACGAGAAAUGGCGUUUAUCUUUGAGACAAGCAAAACGUGCGUGAAAAGAUAUUUGGAAAGCAAAGAUAAUCCCAAUAACCCAUGAUUCUUUGUGUG